CAGAUUGAACCCUUGACUUCCACUGUCCAGGGAGUGACAAUGUUCAGGCACAGGACACCCAAAGGGAGUUAUGAGUGCACAGUGUCUGGGCUCCGCUGGCUGUGUGAGAGAGAUGUCGUUCUGAAGUAUCACUUCAGGACCUGGGAACCCUACAGUCAACUUCUGAAAGACAUGCAGUACACACAAGGUGGUCCAUUGCUGGACAUCACUAUGGAGUUAGGUGAACUGGAGGAAGUUCAUCUGCCACACUGUGUCUGUUUAGGGACCAACCGUUCCCUGAGGAAUGAGAUGAAGAUUCUUCAUGUAGAGGAACAUGGAGUGUCUUUAGAGGAAGUGCAUGAGGUCACCAGAUUCCAUGCUAAGAUUCUCCAUCCCAAGUUCUCAGCUAUCUCUCUGAUACUGAGAUUACUGUCUUGGAACGUAGAGGUCCAUUGUGACGUGGUCCUCUAUUUGGCAUUCGUUGCUGUAAAAGAGAAUCUCUUCUCAGUCAACUUACCUGAUGUGUACAGCAACGACUCUCAUCCAAUAUGUAAGUUUGUUUGUUGA
Salvelinus namaycush (lake trout) is the source of this 546-nucleotide messenger RNA. Its product is annotated as NACHT, LRR and PYD domains-containing protein 1 homolog. The transcript is spliced from 5 exons. Gene Ontology annotation, cellular component: canonical inflammasome complex. NCBI's taxonomy places the organism in Eukaryota, Metazoa, Chordata, Actinopteri, Salmoniformes, Salmonidae. Bases 40 to 546 code for a protein of 168 amino acids. The record is from RefSeq and is a predicted model, not a curated record.